Molecule: messenger RNA, 1950 nt
Organism: Wasmannia auropunctata (little fire ant)
Lineage: Eukaryota; Metazoa; Arthropoda; Insecta; Hymenoptera; Formicidae
Product: transmembrane protein 53-like
Exons: 5
Coding region: 56-1018 (320 amino acids)
Source: RefSeq, a predicted model, not a curated record
UCUCCCUCUCCUUCCCUUUCGUCCUCGUGAACAGGAGGCACGGCAAUCGGACAAGAUGAGCGACCAGGAGGAUCUGGAUUAUUACAUCAUGUACCCGUCGUUUCCGCCGUCCCCGAAGGAUCCGACGUUGACCGCAAGCGGGCAGGAUCAGCGGGAGGAGUUCGUGUUCGUGUACGAGGAGGACAAGCGGCCGGUCGUGAUCCUGCUAGGAUGGGCCGGCUGUCAGGACCGAUACCUGGCCAAAUACAGUUCGAUUUACGAGGAGAAGAGUUGCAUCACGCUGCGUUACACGGCGCCGGUGGAGUGCCUGUUCUGGCGCCGGGACAAGAUGCCGUACAUCGGCAAGCGGCUGCUGCAGGUGAUCACCGACAAGCGGCUGGACGAGCACCCGAUAUUCUUCCACGUCUUCAGCAACGGCGGCGCGUUCCUGUACCAGCACGUCAGCCUCGCGAUGCAGAGGGCUAACACGCCGUUCAAGGUCAGGGGAGUGAUAUUCGACAGCGCGCCCGGCGAGAGGAGACUAACGGCGCUUUUCAAGGCGAUCAGCGCGAUCAUCGGCGGUCAUCCCCUCACGAAUCUGCCGAUGUCGUUUGUCAUCACGUUCUUCCUCUCCGUGCUCUGGUUCUUCGAGGCUUUCAGCAGAACGCCCAUUCAAACGAACCCGAUCGCCCUCGCCGAGGAAGCCUAUUCCUGGCCUCAGCUGUUCCUGUAUUCCAACAGUGACACUCUGAUCCCGGCAUCUGACGUCGAGAAGUUCGCGAGCCGGCGGGCCGAGCGCGGUGUGCGGGUGCAGCUCGUUCUCUUCACCAAUUCGCCGCACGUCAAGCACUACACGACCUACCGCGACGUCUACGUGAACACCGUGUGCAGCUUCAUUCACGAAUGCCUGAUCUCGCCGAGCCCGUCGAGGAGCCUGAUGGACCGCGGCGACGACCACGGUUCCCAGGACUACGACGCGCCGCCGGAUCUCACCAAGCGCGUCGUGCUGCCUCACGAGGCCAGCAAGCAGCAGAACUAGUAAUCCGGAAGACGCUAAAAAUAGAUAGAAUAGUUGCCCGCUGGAGGAUCGCGCUGGUGGCACGCGCGCGCGCGACCUCGCGGGUGCCAGGCGUAAAGGGAGAGAGGAUCGAUGAUCAAUUAUUAUUACAUCUACAUUUUGGACUAAAAGGUCUACGAGGAAAGGGGUGAAUUCGAUGGAAACGCUAUGGAAUCCGUUUUGCACAAUUAAGAUCUCCCAAUCUCCGUAAUUGGAGAUUGGUUCUCAAACCGCUGAAUUCUUUCCCUCCUGUCGUAUCUUUUGUAUACCCGUAAUUCCAAGACGGGAAAAUCGUAUUAUUAGGACGGUCUCGAGACUCCUUCGUUAGAGUUGAAAAUGAAGCGAAAAGGAAGAUUUGCGGUGGUAAAAACCCAGAAAAGAACCCACAAAGAUUUUGUGGGACAAUUUCCGAUUUCGAUCGGGGAUUAGGAGGUUGAGAUUUUGCAGAAUAGAUUUCUCACGAAUCUCCGAAAAUUCACUCGUUUCGCACUUGGUAAAGAGGCGACGUCCGAGAUGCUGGAAACGGUGCUACGUUCGUUAAUGUACAGAGCUGUUUUAUACGAAGUUGAUUAUUAUUUUCGAGCGAGAGUUAUUCAAAUGAAAAUGUGAAUUUUUUAUGAGCCGAGCGAGAGAGUAGACACACGGUGGCGUAAGAGCUUCCAAAUUAAAUGUACAUACUUCGACGAUUGUUCGCAGAAGCCUAAAAAUAUGAAGAUUUUUAUUACGAUUAAAGCUUAUCUCAAUUUUAUUUUGAUUUCUUUUUUAUAUUUCUAUAUAUGCGACUUCUCGCGAUAUUGCUGUUGCAUCUGACGCAAUUCUUUCAAUGUGGGUCAGAACCAAGAUUCCUGGAGUUGUGUGCACUGUUUGCGGCAUCGUGAGCCUUGUCAAAAUUUCCCGAUUUUCGCUAAAAAAAA